GCAAUUUGACCUCUCCGGGACACCGUCGCCGAGCAUGCGUAAAUAAACGUGGCGGGACGUGGGUGUCAUGGCGCGCUCCAUGUAAAGUCCGUAGUUUCUGAAGAGUGUUGAUUUGCUUUCGUUUUGGGCCGGUUGUUAAUUCCUGACUGCAAGACUCAUCUUUCAAGAGGACGUGAGACUAAUUGCUAAUAAUCAAGAUGCCAUCUGCAUCCUGUGAUGCUCUGCUGGAUGACAUAGAAGACAUUGUGUCACAGGAGGAUUCAAAGCCAAAAGACAGGCAUUUUGCAAGAAAGCACGUUGUUCCAAAGGUACGAAGGCGAAAUGCCCAACAAUACUUGGAAGAGGAAAGUAGUCCACCAAGUGAUAGCACUAUUCCAGGCAUACAGAAAAUUUGGAUACGGACUUGGGGAUGUUCUCACAAUAAUUCAGAUGGGGAAUAUAUGGCUGGACAGCUAGCUGCUUAUGGCUAUAAAAUUACAGAAAAUGCUUCGGAUGCAGAUUUAUGGCUCCUGAACAGUUGUACUGUAAAAAACCCAGCUGAAGACCAUUUUAGAAAUUCAAUUAAGAAGGCUCAGGAGGAGAACAAGAAGGUGGUGCUGGCUGGCUGCGUUCCUCAAGCCCAGCCCCGCCAGGACUACCUGAAAGGACUGAGCGUCAUCGGGGUUCAACAGAUAGAUCGCGUGGUGGAAGUUGUGGAGGAAACCAUCAAAGGUCACUCUGUGCGACUGCUGGGUCAGAAAAAGGAAAAUGGAAGGCGGCUGGGGGGAGCACGACUGGAUUUGCCGAAGAUUAGGAAGAAUCCACUGAUAGAAAUCAUUUCCAUCAAUACUGGGUGUCUCAACGCUUGUACCUACUGCAAAACUAAACAUGCCAGAGGAAAUUUGGCCAGUUAUCCGAUUGAUGAACUUGUAGAUAGAGCCAAACAGUCUUUUCAAGAGGGCGUCUGUGAGAUAUGGCUGACCAGCGAGGACACAGGGGCCUACGGCAGAGAUAUUGGCACUGAUCUCCCCACGCUGCUGUGGAAGCUUGUUGACGUGAUUCCUGAGGGAGCAAUGCUGAGGCUUGGCAUGACAAACCCGCCCUAUAUCUUAGAGCAUCUGCAGGAGAUGGCAAAAAUCCUCAAUCACCCCAGAGUCUAUGCUUUCCUGCACAUCCCGGUCCAGUCGGCCUCCGACAGCGUGCUCAUGGCCAUGAAGAGAGAAUACUGCGUGGCCGAUUUCAAAAGCGUAGUGGAUUUUCUGAAAGAGAAAGUUCCUGGAAUAACUAUUGCCACAGAUAUUAUCUGUGGUUUUCCUGGAGAAACAGAUCAGGAUUUUCAAGAAACAGUGAAACUUGUUGAAGAGUACAAAUUUCCAAGCCUCUUUAUUAACCAGUUUUACCCAAGACCAGGAACCCCUGCUGCAAAAAUGGAACAGGUUCCAGCACACAUGAAAAAGCAAAGAACAAAAGAUCUUUCUCAGGUAUUUCAUUCCUACAAUCCGUAUGAUCACAAGGCCUGCAACCCAAGUACACCUUCUGCACGCCCCUGUGUUUUCCAUCAUCUGAUCCAGGCCCAAUUCUGCGGUUUUGGAAGCCUGCAGGUGUCUGUGGUCCAUCAGCAGCAGUGAGCAAAGGCAAGCACAGCAGGGGAUUCACUGGGGGAACAUCCAUACACUAGAACUCUGUCCAGCGCGUAGUUUUCUACUGUGACGGUAUCAUAAGGUUCAGGUGACAACCAACUCGAGUUUUUAAUUACAUGAGGUUGUUUGAUUCUGAUGUUUAAUGACAUAGAGAAAAACUGACUGCAUGCAGUACACAAGGUGGAAGCUUGGAGAGCUUGGGUCCUCAGCUUUAUAAUGCAGUCAUAUGUCACUUAACAAUGGGGAUAUGUUCUGAGCAAUGCAUCGUUAGGUGGUUUCAAUAUUGUGCAAACAUCAUAGAAUAAAUUUAUACAACCUAAGGUGACUAUGAUAUUACUAGGUGAUAUAAUCCUGGGGGAUCACUGCCAUACAUGCAUAAACUCUUAGAAAUAAUUUUAACCUAGGGUCAUGUGAUAAGUUGCACUAUCUAAGUCAUUUAACUUUCUUACCAUAUUGACAGAGAGACUGUGAUGGGGGUUGGUGGGAGCUGUGACGUUAGGUGCUGAGCUGGACUCCUUGGAAGAUCUGAUCUGCACAGGGAGGCUUAAAGGUGAAAGUAAUGAGAAAAGGGCCCAGCAUUGUGAUACAGGGUGUUAAGCUACUGCCUACAAGACAGGCAUUCAAAAUGGGAGCCAGUAUGUGUCCCAGCUGCUCCACUUCUGAUCCAGCUCCCUGCUAAUGCACCUGGGGAAGCAGCAGAAGAUGGCCCAAGUGCUUGGGUCCCUGACAGCCAGCCACAUGGGAGACCUGGAUGGAGUUCCUGGCUUUGGCCUGGCCCAGCCCUGGCCGUUGCAACCAUCUGCGGAAUGAACCAGUGGAUGGAAGGUGUCUCUGUCUCUCCCUCUCUCUCUGUAACUCUGCCUUUCAAAUUAACUGAUUAAUUUAAAAGAGAGAGAGAAUGAAACAGCAAGAGAGAGGGGAAGAAAAUAAGGAGAAUAACAAAGGUGGCUUAUGGUUGUUUUUCCGUUGUCAGUGAUGUUGGCCUUGAGAUCCUGGAGAGUGGUCCAUCCAAGCUGCCUAACUGGAGCCCUGCCACCAAGACCACCCUCUCUCCUUUGGUCAUGGGGGACUCCAGCUCUGCUUUGUCUUGAGAAGGAGCUAACCUUGGGUUGGUUUGUGGAAAGAAUGAUUGAUAAACCCUUCCAUUUGAUGUAAAAUAUUCUGUGGAGGCAAAAUUAAUGUUUUUACUACUUCAUGAGCCAACGUGAGGAAGAAGGUAGAAAAGAAAAACCUGUAUAAUCUUUUGCAACAAGCUAUAAAAUGAUGUAUUUAGUCCUUAAUAAUUAAACAAAAGCAUUUUUAUUCAUAUGAUGUUACAAUCAUACUGUUUAUACAGCUUAAUGCUUACUUUUUAACUAAUUCGUUUUCUCAUUUGUGCCAAUCUAGAAAGGUUUAUUAAAUCUAAUGACUGUUUUAGGAUUAAAUAGGGGGAAAGCAUGUUCUAAUUACAGGGAUGGAUAAAAGCAAACCAAUUAACCAAAAACGUGUAUUUCCUUCCUCAUCGAUGUCUGGUCAGCCAUGUCCGAGGUGAACCUGGGUUACCUAGCUCCUGAGUUUUUAAUCAUGUUUUUUUGAUUGCGUUUUUUGCACCAUCUGUACCAUUAACAUGACUGUAAUUUCUGUCACAGUUGGAAGCUUCAGUUAAUAAAUGUUUUGUUUGGGGGCGGGGGGAGGGCUAGGCGGACAGACAAGAAGGUGGGCGUGUUUCCGAGUGAACCAGAGUAGCCAUGUCUUACCUAGGAGGCCACAGAGGGAAAGCCCUGGACUUGCAUGGUUGUGGAGCCCUUCCCUGCUCAACUGCAUCUACAUGGUCAGCUCCAUUUCCCUCAAAAAAUAAUCUGAAUUCAUCCUUUUUAAGAAAAAAAAUCCAACCUAGCAGAAAAUAUUAAGAACACUAUUUAAAAAUCUAAAUAAACUUGUUCGAAUGCAACAGAGUAUACAGAGAAGAAUUUAUGAUUAUUUUGCAAAAAUUCAGAAACAUUUGUUUUUGAAUGUGCCUGAACAAAGCACAGAGUUACAAUUUGGUAGUUUAGACUUCCAAAUAAAUUGCUGUUUUAUCCUGUUUUUUUUUUUAAAUUUGUUGCAGGUUUUCUGAGUAUGUUUUUCUUUUCUUUUUACCAGUACAAUUGCUGUGGGCUUUUUAGAAGCUUGCUGAUUAUGUUUUCAAAAUUGAAGAAAAUGAUUGGUGUUCGAAAGCAUCUGAUUGUACUGUCAGAGAGUGGCAGUGCAUUGACUGAAAUGCCCACAGGAAUAGAUCAGGAAAAUCUGGAGGAAGGAGAGGACGCAAGACAAUGGAAGCUGCAGACUUAUUGCCCAGAAAUCUCUUCCAUUUGGAAAGAUUACUGUUGAGAUGGGAGUUUGGCGUAUCGGUUAACACCCUACUGGGGACUCCCGCAUCCUAGCUCGGAAUGCCUGGAUUUUAGUCAGCUCCACCCCUGACUCUAGCUGCCUACUGAUACAUACCUGGGAGGUAGCAGAAACAGCUCAGGUAUCUGCCACCCAUGCGAGAGACCUGGACUGGGUUCCCAGCUCCUGGCUUUGAUGAACUUUUGGGGUUGGAGAGAUGAACUGGCAGAUUAGAGAUAUUGCUCUUUCUUUCUCUCAAAGUGUGUCUCUCUCUGAGCCUUUCAAAUAAACAGAAUUAGAGGUAGGUGUUUGGUGCAGCAGUUAUAAACCAUUUAGGUUGCCUGCAUUCUAUUUUUGUAGUGCCUGAGUUCAAGUCCCGGCCCUGCUUCCAGUUCCAGCUUCCUGGUAAUGUACACCCUGGGAGGCAGCAGGUGAUGGUCAAGUACCUGUGUCCCACAAGGGAGACCCAGAAUGAGUACACGUUCCUAACUUCAGCCUGGCCUAGUCCCAGCUGAUGCCAGAUCUCUUUCCCUCUCUGUCCCUCUACCUUUCAAGUAAAUAAAGAUAUUGAAAAACAAUAAGAGAUUGGGGAUGGUACUGUGGCUAGUGGGCUAAGCCCCCACCUGCAGCGCUGGCAUCCCAUAUGAGUGCCGGUUCUAGUCCUGGCUACUCUUCCUCGUAUCCAGCUCUCUGCAGUUGCCUGGGAAAGCAGUAGAAGAUGGCCCAAGUCCUUGGGCCCCUGCUCCCAUGUGGGAAACAUGGAAGAAGCACCUGGCUCCUGGCUUUAGAUUGGUGCAGCUCCAGCCAUUGCAGCCAUCUGGGGAGUGAGCCAGCGGGUAGAAGACCUUUCUCUCUGUCUCUCCCUCUCUCUCUCUGUAACUCUGCCUCUCAAAUAAAUAAUAUAUUUUAAAAAUUUUUAAAAAUAAAUGAUCGAUAAUAUAUGUUAAAAAGAUUACCAUUCAUGAUUAAAACAUUAGAACGCUAUGAAGUAUGGGCCUGGCAUUGUGGCAUAGUGGGUAAAACUGUCCCCUGCAAUGCCAGCAUCCCAUAUGGGAUCCAGUUUAAGACUUGGCUGCUCCACUUCCAAUCCAGUUCCCUUCUAAUGGCCUGGGAAAAUCAGGGGAAAAUGGCCUGAGUGCUUGGGACCCUGCUACUCACGUGGGACACCUGGAAGAAUUUACUGGCCUGGCUCCUGGCCUCAGCCUGACCCAGCCCUGGCCAUUGUGGCCAUCUGCAGAAUGAACCAGCAGAUGGAAGAUCUCCCUCUCUUUCACUCUCUCUCUGUAACUCUGACUUUAUAAAUCUUAAAAAAAAAAAAUAGAAAAGAACUCUAUGAAAUAAAGACAAUGUUUACCUAAGCACUAGAAUCCCAGGAUGAAGUUUUAUAUCUUGGAGUAUAAGAGACUUUGGCUUUAGUUUGGUGGAGGGCAUAUCAGAUGCCUGCUAGGUGCAUAGGGAUACAAAUGCUUCUAAGAUAGCAGCCUGCUUCGGAGAGCUUACAGUGUCGGGGACUCAGAGCUACAGCAACACAGGAAAUAUAGCAUUUACUCAGAAAAGCUUUUUUUUUAAGUGAGAACUUAUACAAUACAAUUAUUUUGAUAGUAGAUGAUCGAAAAAUCUUACAGAAAAUGCUUAUUAUGAACAAAACUGCAUGGAUUUCAAAAUUUCUUGGUACCAAAAUAAAAUUAUGUGUUAACUUCAUUUUUGCACAUAGGUUUUUUUUUUUUUUUUUUUUUUGAACUGUGAAUUCUGGGACUUGCCUGGCAGCAGUAAUGUGUGCAGUAGCAGGUUGACAUGUACUAGGGAUACAUCCUAAAGCCUUUGCACAGUCAGCCUUGUAACGUAGAGUUGCACCUAGAAAGUACACAGGUAAUUGAGGGGAUGGACAUUUAGCCUGAUGGUUUAGAUGCCAGUUAGGAUUCUCACCUCCCACUUCGGAGUGCCUGGGUUUGAUGCCUGGCUCCAGCUCACAGUUCCAGCCUCCUGCUGAUGUCGACCCUGGGAGGCAGUAGGAGAUAGUUCAAGUAUUUGAUUGCCUGCUACUCACUUGGGAGACCUGAAUCGAACUCCCAAUCUUCCAGCUUUGACACCUGCCUACCCCCAACCUGGCCCUAUACCUGUGGGCAUCUGGGGAGCAAACCAGCACUUGGGAGCUCUCUGUCUCUCUCUCUCAAAUAAAUUUUUGGACGUAAUAAAAUGUGGUGUGAUACCUUCAGACAUUUCUGAAGUCACCAGUGAGCACUGGCCAUAAGCCCUGGGCAGGUGCAAACACUGAGAGGUUGGCUGAGUUCGCUCAUGAAGUGAGUGCAUCUCAUCUGUCAAUCUGGAUGGAGUCUGGGACUUCCAAAUGUAGUGCAUCAACAAAAUAAAUCAGUGUAUGUCCUACAUAUCCCCUGUUCAAAGUAGCAGUGGGAUUUAAGAAUUUCUCACAUAAACUGCAUAGUCGACAAACAGCAUAGCCUUACAGGAGCCAGAGAUGAAUGGGUAUCAAGUAUUUGUAAGCAACGUGCACAGGCCUUGUUAAAUUAAAACUCCCGAUGACUUCUUGUAGACCAUCUUAGCUUGCUUUCAUGGCCAGGUCCUGAGUCCACGACUUUGGUUUUAGCGAUAUGUUCUCCUCAACACAGUUCCACCACGGAGAACAGUUUGGAUACAAAGUUUAUUGUUAUGCAGUUUUCCCUGGAUAACUAAAUCUUCACCCUCAAAUCAAAACACAGUUAAGAUAACGAAGGCAAGUAUAUAGCCAAAGCUUCCUGAAAGUCUGCUUGAAACUGGCUCCCAGUUUGUCACUUGACCAAGCAUACUUAUCAAUAAAAGCCAGUGACCUUGAAAUUGAUCAGAUUAAGCCUUCAGGUCACCUUAAUAUUUAAAAUGCUUUCUGAUAAUUGCCACAAAGCCUUAUUCAAUACAACAGCCCCGCUUCAAGGAUGUCCUGUCAACUCCAUGCCGACAGUCUUUCUCCGUGUUCCGUUGCUGGCUUUCUAACUGACUCUCCACCAGACUGCAAUCAGAGUAAUGAAAACAGUCAAACUGCUCAUAAAAUGUCACAUUACUAUGAGAGCACACAUUAUUUCUACAGAUAUUUUCUGUCAGUCACUAGAUCACUACUCGAAUGACAGCCGGGCCUGCCUGGAACACGCUUUCAAAAUGACAGUGCCAUCCCAUAAAGACUACCCCAGCAGUAAAAUUUACUGAUUUGUGUCUUUGAUCUCAGCCCACAAAAGAUACCAAAUGUUACUCAGGAAUAAAUAAAACAUUUAUAGAAAAGGGGAGAAAAGGUUAUGUGCUUCAUUUUGCUUAUCAAUGUCAUUUCCAAGCCAACAAUUUUAUUAGGGGUAGGGGUAUGGUGACAUGCUAUUUUUAGCUUGUGGGGGAGAAAUGUGACAUUUAGAACAAAUGUCAUAGCAUUUCUUCAAUAAAAAUCCAUGCUGUCAGCUGCGUGGCUCUAGAGAAUUACAGAAAAGCUGUAGUGAACCAAAGGGGAAGCCACAUCACUUGGUUUUUAGUUUAACCCCGUCAGCUCUAGUCUCAAGUGUGGGUGGGCAGUAGAACAGUUUUUGUGCAUUGUGUGGCUCUGGGAGGCAGUCCCACAUUUAUACUCUGUGUGUCUUUGAAAAAGAACCUUUUCCGUCUACCAAGGAAAUGACCCUGUAUUCAGCCAGAAGCCCUGUGACCUGUUUUAGUCAUUGAACCUUGAGGAGAAGCAAUUUUUUCACAAACAAAAGAAGAACUCAAGUAUCUACUAAAAUAAACAUUCCACUAUGAAAUUACUGCCCAUAGACCACACAAUAAACAGCAAAAAUAGUAGGGGAAGCAACUCUUAGGCUUUAAUACAAAAAAAAAAGAACAUGUACUGAAUAGAGUUCUUGGUUUGAAACAUUUUGCCCUUAUCUAUUUUUUUUUUUUUUGGCAAAUAUACACAUUCUACCAUGAAAUAUCUCUGGGCUGUUAUCUAAUUUUUCAGGGACAAGAGUCAUAUCUUAGAUUUCUCCAAAGCCCCCACACUGCCCAGCACAGUUCUUGAUAAAAGCUAUUGAACAAUUGGAACAUUGGUUUGAAAACCAGGGCUCGUAUCUAAAGCUUUUUUGUUAACUCUCUGGCUCUCCCUAGCCUGCCCUCCCACCCCCGUGUGCAACACCACGGUUCUUCUCUGCCUUUGCCAGUUCAGGGCUCAGCUCCUCCUUGCUCCACUCUUGGGCUGUCCUGUAACCAACGACACUCUUUCAGAAAGCAUUCUCAUCAUCUUUAGGAACAUGGAGCCUGUGCCUUUUCUGCUGUUCUGUCUUUGGCCCCACACACACUUCUGGGCUUUGCUUGUGAUCUUUGCUUUCCCUCCUGUCUCGGAAGUGAAUCCACUCUUCCUUCAAGUCAGGUCUCUUGGAACUUGGCUGGAAUUCUGUGCCAUUGUGCCCACUAGUCCUGUGUCUUUGUCUUCCUGGGACUCCCUCCCCAUUUGCUUCAGAUGGACACAGUAAAAGUUAAAACCUGCUGUCCUCUCUAAUCACCACGGAUUUGCAGAAAAUGAGUCUCCUGCUCCAUUGUUAUGGGAGGUAAGCCAAGUAGUAAGUGUAUACCUUGUAUAUGCAGUUCUUUCUCUUAGAUAGUUCCCAACUGCCAAGCCUAGCCAACAGGUAACCUACUCUAUGUCACCUGCACAGACAUUCAAGUAGCAAAUGUAGUGGGUCGAGAUCAGAUGACGCAUGACUGCUAAGAACCAACCUUGCUCUCAAGAGGUCCAAGCUGUGCUCUUCCUAGAGCUCGUAGUAGUUGAAUCUCUCAUUUUGAACUUCUGCUUAUUUACUGGCCCAAAUUAUGAAGUUUUUUUUUUUUUUUUUUUUUUUUUUAAGAUUGAAAGGCAGAGUUAGAGAGAGGCAGAGCCAGAGAGAGAGGUCUUCCAUCUGGUGGUUCACUCCCCAAAUGGCCACAGUGGCCAGAGCUGGGCUGAUCCAAAGCCAAAAGCCUGGAGUUUCUUCUGGGUCUCCUGUGCAGGUACAGGGGCCCAAGGACUUGGGCCAUCCUCUACUGCUUUUCCAGGCCAUAACAGGGAUCUAGACAGGAAGUGGAGCAGCUGGGACUCAAACCAGCGCUCAUAUGGGAUGCUAGCACUGCAUCCAUUUUACCCACUAUGCCAUAGCAUCGGCCCCUGAAGUAUGUUUAGAAGAGAGUUCUUCAAAUGUUCAUGGAAAAUGGAAUUAAAAGAUAAGUUUAUUUUGGUGCAAAAAAUUUUGAUUCAGGAGCCAGCAUUGUGGUGCAACAGGUUAAGCCACUACCUACAAGGCUCCCAGCUGCUCGGCUUCCAAUUCAGCUCUCUGCUACUGCACCUGAGAAAGCAGCAGAUGAUGGCCCAAGUGCUUGUGUACCUGCCUCCCAUGUGGGAGACCAGCAUAGAGUUCCAGCUCCUGGCUCCAGUUUGGCUCAACCCAGCCAUUGUGGUCAUUUGGGAAAUAAGCCAGCAGUGGAAGAUUCAUAUUCUCUCAUUCCCUCUCCCUUCUCCCUUCUCCCUUCUCCCUUCUCCCUUCUCCCUCUCCCUUCUCCCUUCUCCCUUCUCCCUUCUCCCUUCUCCCUCUCCCAACUGCCUUUCAAAUAAAUAAAGUAAAUCUUAAAAACCUUUUUGAAAUCCAUGU
This is a messenger RNA of Oryctolagus cuniculus (rabbit), 9589 nucleotides long. The record is from RefSeq and is a predicted model, not a curated record. NCBI's taxonomy places the organism in Eukaryota, Metazoa, Chordata, Mammalia, Lagomorpha, Leporidae.